This is a messenger RNA of Eptesicus fuscus (big brown bat), 2211 nucleotides long. It is a transcript of the gene PRODH, whose product is annotated as proline dehydrogenase 1. Gene Ontology annotation, molecular function: proline dehydrogenase activity; FAD binding. The transcript is spliced from 15 exons. Bases 114 to 1982 code for a protein of 622 amino acids. Gene Ontology annotation, cellular component: mitochondrion. The record is from RefSeq and is a predicted model, not a curated record. NCBI's taxonomy places the organism in Eukaryota, Metazoa, Chordata, Mammalia, Chiroptera, Vespertilionidae.
UGGGGCCCCGCGGGGCCUCGGGAUAAGCGGGCGCGGCUGGGCGCGGGGCGGGGCCAGCGGGGCGCCGCGGCGGCGGGUACUUAAGCAACUCCCGCGCACGCCGGGGCCUGGCCAUGGCUCUGAGGCGCAUCCUCGCCGCGGCGUGGUCCCGCGCUCUCCGCCUCGCCCCGCUGUCCACGGCGGCGCCGAAGACCCGCGAGCAGCCCGCCGCAGGCCGGGGGGCCGUGCGCGGACGCGGGGCGGCCGAGGCCGGGCGGCCGCCGGUGCCCACCGUGGACUUCGACAACGCGCAGGAGGCGUACCGCAGCCGGCGCAGCUGGGAGCUGGCGCGCAGCCUGUUGGUGCUGCGCCUGUGCGCCUCGCCCGCGCUGCUGGCGCACCACGAGCAGCUGCUCCAUUUCACCAGGAGGCUCCUAGGACAACGGCUGUUCGACAAGCUGAUGAAGAUGACGUUUUACGGGCAGUUUGUGGCCGGCGAGGACCAGGAGUCCAUCCAGCCCCUCAUCCGGCAUAACAGGGCCUUUGGUGUGGGCUCCAUCCUGGACUACGGAGUGGAGGAGGACCUGAGCCAAGAGGAGGCGGAGCGCCAGGAGAUGGAGUCCUGCACUUCAGCGGCGGAGAAGAAGGACGGAGGCACCAGUAAGAGGGAGAAGCAGUACCAGGCCCACCAGGCCUUCGGGGACCGCAGGGACGGCGUCGUCAGCGCCCGCACCUACUUCUACGCCAACGAAGCCAAGUGUGACGGCCACAUGGAGACGUUCCUGCGCUGCAUUGAGGCUUCAGGUGGAGCCAGCGAGGACGGCUUCUCGGCCAUCAAGCUCACUGCGCUGGGGAGACCCCAGUUUCUGCUGCAGUUCUCAGAUGUGCUGACCAAGUGGAGACGGUUCUUUCACCAAAUGGCUGCGGAGCAAGGGAAGGCCGGGCUGGAUGCCAUGGACACCAAGCUGGAGGUGGCGGCGCUGCAGGAAAGCGUGGCGAAGAUGGGCAUCGCGUCCCGCAAGGAGAUCGAGGACUGGUUCAGAGCAGAGACCCUGGGCGUGUCCGGGAAUCGGGACCUGCGACUCUUCGGGGCACAGAACGACACUCCCACCGCGCCACGCCGGCCAGGCACCCUGGACCUGCUGGACUGGAACAGCCUCAUCGACAGCAGGACCAAGCUCUCCAAGCACCUGGUGGUCCCUAACAUGCAGACAGGACAGCUGGAGCCUCUGCUGUCGGGGUUCACCGAGGAGGAGGAGCAGCAGAUGAGGAGGAUGCUGCAGAGGAUGGAUGUCCUGGCCAAGAAAGCCACCGAGGUGGGGGUGCGGCUGAUGGUGGACGCUGAGCAGACGUACUUCCAGCCGGCCAUCAGCCGCCUGACGCUGGAAAUGCAGCGCAAGUUCAACGUGGAGAAGCCGCUCAUCCUCAACACGUACCAGUGCUACCUCAGGGACGCCUACGACAACGUCACCCUGGACGUGGAGCUGGCUCGCCGCGAGGGCUGGUGUUUCGGAGCCAAGCUGGUGCGGGGUGCGUACAUGGCUCAGGAACGGGCCCGCGCUGCCGAGAUCGGCUAUGAGGACCCCAUCAACCCCACGUACGAGGCCACCAACGCCAUGUACCACAGGUGCCUCGAUUAUGUCCUGGAGGAGCUGAAGAACAACGCCAAGGCGGAGGUGAUGGUGGCCUCCCACAACGAGGACACGGUGCGCUUCACGCUGCGCAGGAUGGAGGAGUUGGGCCUGCACCCUACCGACCGCCAGGUGUACUUUGGACAGCUGCUGGGCAUGUGCGACCAGAUCAGCUUCCCGCUGGGCCAGGCGGGCUUCGCUGUGUACAAGUACGUGCCCUACGGUCCUGUGAUGGAGGUGCUGCCCUACCUGUCCCGCCGCGCCCUGGAGAACAACAGUGUCAUGAAGGGCGCCCGACGGGAGCGGCAGCUGCUAUGGCAAGAGCUCAAGCGGAGGCUCUGCACAGGCAACCUCUUCUACCGCCCAGCCUAGCGCCCGGGGCCACCUGCCCCCAGACGUGGUUUCCCAGGGCCUCAGGCUGGGGUCUGGCUGGCCCCUAGGCCAGUGCUGCUACAGCCCAGCCGCACACGGACUCACCUCUCCACACCCAAGACUGUAAGAGCUGCUUCCCACCCAGCAUGUGGGCACCCAGGUACAGGCUGGCUGAUACCUGCCAGAGCCACUGAGGUCAGGAACUGCCCUUUGAGUGGGCCCCACCCCC